GUAAGGUUCUGCAUUCUACAAUUACAGUGUAGUUCACGCGGGAUUGUGUUGUGUAUAAACAGGGUUGCCAGAUGAAGCUACAGGUUGAAUCAGCGCAGAAAGAUGUCAGGUCAGACCUAUCUGAGCGGCGCGGCAAAGAGACGAAAAGCUGCGGAAGAAAAGUUGCCCAAGCUGACCCAAUAUUUGUCGUCAAGAACAGCUCAGUCACCACCACCCGUUGCUGAAAAAGAUGACACUCCAUCAACCUCGGCAGAUACUGCUGUUCCGGAAAUUCGGCCCCCCAGCUGUGAAGAGUCGCAACAACCUCCAACUGAAGGACUGCUGGAAACUCAUCAGACACCAAAACACGUUUCUAACGACCCAGCGAACUGGUUGCAGUUCACCGAGGAAGAUCGCGCUAUAUGGAUCAGUAAGGGCCCGGAAUUUUUCCAGAACAGAAAUGGCGAUUUCUUCGAUUCUGCCAGAAGUUAUACGGAACACGAUGGAAAAGUGAAACUUCGAUGCCUGAACCCAUCGGUGUUUUCUCGGAAACUACAAAACGGCGAAACAGUUGACAGAUCCUGGCUUGUGUACUCUCCAUCACAAAAAGUUUUGUUCUGCUUUCCGUGUCGAUUCUUCUCACCCGCGUGUACCGCAUUCAGUUCUUCCAGAGGCUUCAACGAUUGGAAACAUUCCGGGGCGUGCAUUUUGGAACACGAGAACAGUCCAGGACACAGGCAAGUCAUCUUGACUUACGUGGCACGGAAGAAGAGCGUUGGUCUUGUUGAUGAAGGUUUGGCUACUCAACUGAACAACGAAAUGACUUACUGGAGAGAGGUGUUGGGAAGUAUCGUGGAGGUCGUAAAAUUCUUAGCAUCCAGAGGUCUGUCGUUCCGCGGGGACAACGAAGUCAUCGGAUCGCAACAUAACGGAAAUUACUUGGGUGUGCUGGAACUGCUAAGCAAGUUUGAUCCAUUUCUUGCCGACCAUUUGCACAAUCAUGCGAAUAAAGGUACAGGACAUGUUUCCUAUUUGUUAGCACCCAUUUGCGAUGAGUUCAUAGCUAAAAUGGGACAUCAAGUACUGAGCCAAAUCAUUUCGGAAGUGAAGAAAACGAAGUACUACUCGAUAAGCGUCGACUCUACCCCUGACAUCAGCCACGUCGAUCAGCUCACUUUCGUGGUGCGGUACAUGAAGAACUGCUCCCCAAUAGAACGAUUCUUGGAUUUCAUUCCGAUUGAACGGCAUGGAGCAGAGUACCUGUCCGAUACCGUUGUAUCUUUUCUUGAAGAAAAUGGUAUAGAUUUACAGGACUGUCGUGGGCAGACGUACGACAACGCUCCAAACAUGGCAGGGCAGUAUAAUGGAUUACAAAACAGUGUUGAGCAGUGUUGAGCAAAUUUGAGCAGUGUUGAGCAAAGCUCAA
This is a messenger RNA of Leptinotarsa decemlineata (Colorado potato beetle), 1405 nucleotides long. RefSeq lists its product as uncharacterized. Lineage: Eukaryota; Metazoa; Arthropoda; Insecta; Coleoptera; Chrysomelidae. The record is from RefSeq and is a predicted model, not a curated record.